CAAGAACCACAUUACAGAGCGGUAGAGGCACACAUUGCUUGAGCAACCUGCUCUCUGGAACAAGCUGACAGAGCAUCUCUGCUGGGGUCCACCAGAACAGACACCAUGGACGAGUACGAUGACUAUGCAGAGUACAGUCUCUUCAAUGCUUCCAACGGCAGCAGCCAGGACCACAAACACUUCCUGCAGUUCAGCAGGUUCUUUCUGCCCUGCAUGUACGUGGUGGUGUUCAUCUGUGGCCUGGUGGGGAACUCGCUGGUGCUGGUCAUAUACGUCUUCUACCAGAAGCUGAAGAGCCUGACAGACGUGUUCCUGAUGAACCUGCCCUUGGCAGACCUGGUGUUUGUCUGCACUCUGCCCUUCUGGGCCUACGCAGGCAUCCAUGAGUGGGUCUUCGGCAACAUCAUGUGCAAGAUGCUGCUGGGCAUCUAUACUCUGAACUUCUACACGUCCAUGCUCAUCCUCACUUGCAUCACCAUGGACCGCUUCAUGGCGGUGGUUCGGGCCACCAAGGCCUACAAUCAGCAGGCCAAACGGAUGGCCUGGGGGAAGGUCAUCUGCUUGUCCAUCUGGGUGACCUCCCUGCUGGUUUCCUUGCCGCAGAUUAUCUAUGGCAAAGUUCAUUACCUCGACAAGGCCAUCUGUGGUUAUCAAAACGCGGAGAUUUCCAUCAUGGUCCUGGCCACCCAGAUGACCCUGGGGUUCUUCCUGCCACUGCUUGCCAUGAUUGUCUGCUACUCAGUCAUAAUCAAGACCCUGUUUCAGGCCCGAGGCUUCCAGAAGCACAAGUCUCUGAAGAUCAUCUUCCUGGUGGUGGUGGUGUUCCUGUUGACCCAGACGCCCUUCAACCUCGUGAAGCUCAUCCGCAGCACAAGCUGGGAGUACCACACCAUGACCAGCUUUCACUACGCUAUACUGGUGACCGAGGCCAUCGCCUACCUGCGUGCCUGCCUUAACCCUGUUCUCUAUGCCUUCGUAGGCUUGAAGUUUCGGAAGAACUUCUGUAAACUUGUGAAAGACGUUGGCUGCCUCCCUUACGUGGGGGUCUCUGAGGACACUUUCAGGACAACUUCAGCCUCUCACAAUGCAGAAGCCACCACCAUGUUCCAGAUGUAGGCCACGCUGGGCCUUGGAGAGGCUGCUCACGAAUUCACAGGAGCACAGCUGCAUCCUCUGGACGCCUGAAGGAAGGCUUUGUGCAUAGCACUCGCACAGGGAAGCUCCCGAACGCUGCAGCUGGGGCAGGUUUCUCGUCAGCCAUGGACAGAUUCUGCUCUCUUCUUUUACACUUGGCCUCAAGCUCAAGGGGAAGUCUGCAAACUGCAAGGGCUUUCCUUCCUCUACCCUGAGAAUACUGACACCAGCAAAUGAUUUGUGACUCUCAAGAUCCCAGCUCUCCUUCACUGGGACUGGGACUGAAGGCUGAACAGGGGGACAUGGCCAACAAAGGCCUUGAUGCAGGUGACAGUCUGGGCUCCCAAGUUCAGAAGAUUCUUCUGGCUACUGGGAAGCAGGGGAGAUCAGGGCAGCCAUGAAAACAAGUGCUGGCCCGUAUAAUUCAGACCCCAAUUACCAGGCACCGAUGGACAUAGGCUCAGGGACUGCCACACCUUGGGGAUUUGACUUUUACAUAGCAGAUGCUUUAUGUUUUCUUUAAUCCUGGAAGGACUAGCACCAGGGAAUACGAAUGGGCCAAGGCAAAUCAAGGUGGGCUAAGAAUUCCAGUGGGCGACAGGAUGCCAGAAAAUGUGCAAAGCAGAGUUUAAGACUGUCAUGAGUCUAAGCAGCACUUCUGAAAUAGAUUCCUGGUGGGUUUGCCCAUUUAAAAAUUGAACUAUGCAAUGCCACACACACUCACACACACAAACGCACACAUACAAAUCAUACAUAAAUGUAUAUAUAAUAUACACACAUUCAUAUCAA
Messenger RNA from Vicugna pacos (alpaca), 1923 nucleotides. RefSeq names its product C-X-C motif chemokine receptor 6 (gene CXCR6). Lineage: Eukaryota; Metazoa; Chordata; Mammalia; Artiodactyla; Camelidae. The record is from RefSeq and is a predicted model, not a curated record. Gene Ontology annotation, molecular function: coreceptor activity; C-C chemokine binding; C-C chemokine receptor activity. Gene Ontology annotation, cellular component: external side of plasma membrane; membrane. Gene Ontology annotation, biological process: positive regulation of cytosolic calcium ion concentration; G protein-coupled receptor signaling pathway; inflammatory response.